This is a messenger RNA of Alnus glutinosa, 1790 nucleotides long. Its product is annotated as amino acid transporter AVT6A-like. The record is from RefSeq and is a predicted model, not a curated record. Bases 324 to 1691 code for a protein of 455 amino acids. Gene Ontology annotation, molecular function: amino acid transmembrane transporter activity. Lineage: Eukaryota; Viridiplantae; Streptophyta; Magnoliopsida; Fagales; Betulaceae. Gene Ontology annotation, biological process: amino acid transmembrane transport. The transcript has 5 exons.
CUACAACAAGUGACUGAACAAAAUCUGGAUUCUUAGAAAAAAACAAACAAACAAACAAAUGUUUGUGGACCAUGCUACUUCUGGGCCACUCAGCAUCAAUCACCUGCAACUCCAAAGUUGAUCAUGUCAGAACCGACCCUUUUGUCUAUGUACAAAUCACUAUCUUUGGGAGCCCACUAAACACGUGAUUCUCAUGAAGUUUUAGUUUUUACUCUCAAAUUUCUCUCGCUCCUACCCCUCAAUCAUACAUCAUUUGGAUUAAAGAUAAGAACGCUACUUUUUUGCCACCGGAAAGUAGUAGAGUAUCACCGGGAAGUGGAACCAUGACCAUUGACAAGAAGGAAACUAUGAAUUCAAGAAAACCAAGGCAACCCAUCAACGAGAAAUCGCCGUUGUUGCCAGAGAAGCAAGAGGGUCACCAUUCGAGCGGGGAGUUAAAUGGGGCAUCAUUUACUGGCUCAGUGGUCAAUCUAUCUACUACUAUUAUUGGUGCUGGGAUUAUGGCACUGCCUGCCACCAUGAAGGUGCUGGGUCUUGGGCUUGGGCUUGGGCUGAUACUCUUUGUUGCUCUACUGACAGAAGCUUCGUUGGAGAUGCUGCUGAGGUUCAGUAAGGUGGGGAAGUCAGAGUCUUAUGGAGAGGUAAUGGGCGAUGCUUUUGGAGGUGUUGGGAGGAGACUGCUUCAGAUUUGUAUUUUGGUUAACAACGUUGGGACGCUUGUUGUUUACAUGAUCAUCAUUGGUGAUGUGCUUUCUGGGACAUCUUCAAGUGGAGUUCACCAUUUUGGUGUACUGGAAGGGUGGUUUGGCGUACACUGGUGGAACAGUCGUACCUUUGUUCUUCUUGUUACGACCUUUGUUGUAUUUGCUCCAUUGGCAUGCUUUAAGCGGAUAGAUUCAUUGAGAUACACAUCUGCUUUAGCAGUGGCGCUAGCAUUCAUUUUUUUAGCUAUAACUGCUGGAAUCACAAUUAUCAAAUCGCUAAAUGGAAACAUUGCUAUACCCAGGUUUCUUCCUAAUAUUACCAAUAUUACUUCGGUCUGGAAUCUCUUCACAGUUGUCCCUGUUCUUGUGACUGCAUUCAUCUGCCACUUCAAUGUGCAUACGAUAAACAGUGAGCUUGAAGACUCUUCCCUAAUACGACCAGUUGUGCAGACAUCACUGGCGCUGUGCUCUUUUGUCUACAUACUGACAAGCUUCUUUGGUUUCCUCCUAUUUGGUGACUCAACUCUUGAUGAUGUGCUGGCCAACUUUGACACCAACCUUGGCAUUCCAUACAGCUCUCUGCUCAAUGAUACUGUUCGCAUCAGCUAUGCCCUUCACCUCAUGCUUGUUUUCCCAAUUCUCUUUUAUCCAUUGCGCCUCAAUUUGGAUGGCCUUCUCUUUACUUCAGCUAGGCCUUUGGUUUCAGAUAACCUAAGGUUUGCAUUGAUCAGCAUUGGACUCCUUUUGCUUGUCUUCUUGGGUGCAAAUUUUAUACCCGACAUCUGGGACGCUUUCCAGUUCACUGGAGCAACUGUUACAGUUUGCAUAGGAUUUAUUUUUCCUGCAGCCAUUGCUCUAAGGGAUCGUCAUGGCAUAGCAGCAAAGAAGGACAAGAUAUUAUCUGUUUUCAUGAUUGCUCUUGCUGUGUUUUCAAAUUUGGUGGCCAUAUAUAGUGACGCCUGUGCCUUAUUCAAAAAGAACGCAUGAUUUCACCUAGUAACAUGGUGGUUUUUCUUUUUCCAUCAUUGGGAGAUCAGAAACAUCGAAGUGUGGAUAUUGUAAUAAAUGAGAGUUCAAUAUCUGUUA